CGUGCCAUUGACAGUGUCUCUUUAAUUCCUUCUCAAGCACCAUUGGUAAUACCAUGACGUAUGAAUAUAUUACACCUUCUACACUACAGCCCUUGACAGCUAUAUCUGUUGAUCAAGCAUGAAGAAAUCUUGCAAAGGAAAAGAAGAUAAAUCGUUUCUCCUAAACACGCAGUUUGACCCUCCCUCCCCAUUACAUUACUUUUACAAUGUUCAUCCUCCUUAGCAAGACAGCAAGUUUAUUUAGGCAUUUUUCAACAGGCCCUUUCAACACUUCUAAAGAUCUCAAGGGAAUUUGGAAUUAUCCUCAGCCAUCUGGUUGCAAAGUUGACCUUUACAAAAGCCUUGUUUUAGCAUUGCUAUCGCGAUUGUGUGUUCACUUCCGGAAUCAAAUUGUGGCUCUUCGGUAAUUUUCGAGAUGUCACUCGUACGUUUCCGGAAAGCCGUCGUGACGUUCGCUGUUCGGAACGUGAUUGGCCAAAGUCCUCGUAGACCAAUGAUGACUUCAUACCACACCUAAGCAUUUCCUSUAUUUUGAACAUUCAUUUCAACAUUUGCUGAAUCCUAGAUUGACUUUUUUAACCACUAUACACAAGAUAGACUUAUUAUUCUACAGAAUAAGAAUUUGGCAGUCAUAGACGAAUUGUUUUAAUUCAAAAUGGCGCGGAUUUGCCGAGCCGUGCCUUGGGUCUGUUGGCUUGCACGCGUUGUACUCUUUCUUGGCUUGGUUGGUCAAGGAAUGUCCGCAAAGUUUGCUUUUUUUCAUACAGCAGGCGUGCCUCCUGUUAAAUCUGUACCCUUUGCAGAAAAUGUUGUCAUCAACUGUACCACUAAUCGUAACAAUGUAACAACAGAACUACUGAAGAAGCAUUCUGGUCAGUGGGUCUCUUUAACAAGUCCAAAGUUAAAUACAAUACAAUUUGUAAAGAAUGGAGAUGUUUUCACAUUAUUAGACUUUGGACUGCCGGAUUCAGGGAGUUACAGGUGCCGUGCAACUGACAAUCAAUCAGGGCAAAAAAUUGAAUGGGCUGAGCCUGGUCUAUUUUUAAUCCCAGAUUAUUUUGCCCUUCCUAAAAUGUAUGUUUCUCCAGAAGCAAUGGUAGUUAUAUCAGAAGGAAAGAGUGCUAAUUUUACAUGCAGAAGUGGAAAAGGAACAAAGCUUACAUGGUACAAAAUGGGUUCUGCACCAAAUGAUGAAGUUGCUGUCCCAGCUGAUAAAGUUAUAACUACAGAAGAUAAAAUGGGGAAAAGAGUAGUCCUGACAAUAAAGAAUGCACAAACAAGUGACUCUGGGAAUUACAAAUGUGUAUURUCUUUGAAAGGCAAGAAAAACUAUAAGAUGACUGGUUUGAGGGUYUUAAAACCUACCUCRCCACAAAUAGUAUUGCAUUCCCCAACAGUUAAGACUCCAAAUUUACAAGAUGUCAAUGUGGAAUGUACUGUAACWGGGUAUCCUGAACCAGAUAUAAAAUGGUACAGAGGAGACAAAGAGAUCACAGUUCCUGGAUGUCAAGUGACCACUAGAUUAAAUAAAAAAUGUGAAGGAAUGAAGCACACAAUUGAAAAAAUUGUUGUCGUACCACACAAGAGAUACCGAGGUUUAUUAAAAAUAUCAAAGGCAACAUAUCCAGAUGAUCAUGGAAUAUAUCGCUGUGUAGCUAUGGAACAACAAGUUGUAUCGGCAGAAGCUAAUAUUUCUGUGAACAUAGAAGUGGAGCCCAAAAUAGAUAGAAAAUAUACUGGUCCAACAGUACUAGCAUUGAAAAAUUCAGCUGCUGAGAUAAAAUGUACAAUUGAGAAGAGUAAUCCAGAACCUACUUGGACCUGGGAGUUUCAAAAGCGAAUUUGUGUGGCACAGAAGGGUGAUUGUACCCCAAAUGCUGAUGACUGGAUUCCACUGGAUUCCAAAUCUCACACAGUUGAACCUAAACCUGGUACUCCUGCAUUAGAAAGCAUUGUUAAUGUCCCAAAGGAUCAAGAAGAAACAUUUUACCGAUGUAAAGCGAGGAAUAAGUAUGGUUCAGAUAACUUUACAAUCUCGUUAAUUCGUAGUGAAGCUUUUGAAGUUGUUAAAAUCGUCAGCUCCAAGAAGUCAUAUACAUUUACAGCAGGAAUACAAAAAAUUAAAAUUGAGUGUGACAUCUUCAAGCAAUUUAGUCCAUUUGGUGUUCUUUGGUUCAGAGGGGAUGAGCAGAUCUCUCCUUUCACUGAUGACAGAAUUCAAGUAAAUCGAGCAAACAGUAGUGAAGAGAAUUCCUAUGAUAGAUUUGUCUUCAAUCUUAUAAACACAACAGCAGAAGACUCUGGUAUCUAUACGUGCAGUACACCAACAGAUAGGGAUAAGAAUGACACCAUCAGAUUCACUAUAAAACCUCAAGUUGCACCGAAUAUAACUGGUCUUGUGUCCCAAGAUGUUAAAGACGAAAAUAAAUUAGUUGUUCUCAGUUGUGACACUUCAAAUGCUAAUCCUCCAGCAACUGUGACAUGGUUUAGAGACGAUACAUUAAUUGAGAUUGCUAGCAGUGACCGUGUAGAUAAUGAAAACUCGGACAGCUGUGCUUCAAGGACAGCUGGCUAUUACUAUGUGGUUACAAAAGUUGGAUCACCCUUGAUCAUCUGCCAUCCAAAACAUCAAUAUCACACAGGAAAAUACAGAUGUAUUGCUGAAAAUAUUGCUGGAAGUGAUUCUCAAGAAGCUCAAAUCAACAUUUUAGAGGCUGCAAAAAUUACCAAUCCCAUUAAAAACGGGAGAAUAGAAGUAACGUUAGGGCAAUCUCUCAACAUCAGCUGCACUGCAAGUGGUAAUCCUCUUCCUACUGUUGUCUGGACAAGAACUGGUCAAACAGACAUUUUGGUAAGUGGUAAAGGCUCAGCAAGACUGCGGUUUGUCGAGCUUCUGAAAAAGAAUCUUGGAAACUACAGCUGCAAUGCCACAAACUACAAAUCUGCUGCACGUCACAUCUCUAUCGCUGAGUACAAGGCAGAUGUAAGUGGACAAACGGGAGACAAAGCGAUAUCUAAACAAGCCCUGAUUGGUAUCAUAGUUGGAUGUGUAGCCUUUGUCUUGCUCGUCACUGUCAUCUGUUUCGUUGUGUACAGACGCCAAAAAAAGCAAAUCGAGGAAUACAAAGAAUUGUACUUUCUUAGAACGGGAAAUUCAGAUUACAAGAUUGAUCCGGACCGAAGUCUUCUUGAUCAGUGUAAUGACUUGCCAUAUGAUAUGGACUGGGAGUUCCCAGAGGAAAGGCUAAUUCUUGGUAAGCCCCUUGGUUCUGGUGCCUUUGGUCAGGUUGUUAAAGCCGAAGCCAUUGGUAUGGCAGCAUUCAAACCUCGUGACAAGACUCCAGACGCAGUAAAAAAUCGUUCUAAAUUACGAAGGUCAAUGAGGGAGAGUAAGAAGAAGAAUGAAUACGCUAGCAUGAGAAUCAGCAAGACAACCGUUGCUGUUAAAACACUGAAAGAGGGGGCCACCCAGAAUGACUACAAAGACUUGGCAUCUGAACUUAAGAUUCUUAUCCAUCUUGGCAACCAUAAAAACAUCGUUAACGUUCUUGGUGCCUGUACUCGUGGUAGAAGGUUAAUGGUGAUUAUCGARUUUGCGCCUCAUGGAGACUUGUUAUCAUUCUUGAGGGCGCGACGUGACAUCUAUGAACCAAACUGGGUGAAGACUUCAAACAACCCUGAGCAGGAGUUUACCCUUGUCGACUUAGCAAUGGCGACUUAUCAAAUAUCACGUGGUAUGGAAUUCCUUGCUUCAAGAAAGUGUGUUCAUCGCGAUUUAGCUGCACGAAAUGUACUCGUGGGAAAGGAUUUCGUYAUGAAGAUCUCYGAUUUCGGUCUUGCACGUGACAUAUACAAGGACGAUCUSUACGUGAAGACGACCAGUGGACUUUUGCCUGUGAAGUGGAUGGCUAUGGAAUCGUUGUUUGACCGUGUAUAUACUGAGAAGAGUGAUGUAUGGUCAUUUGGGAUUGUAUUAUGGGAGAUUUUCACUCUUGGUGGAAAUCCCUACCCUGGUCUACCAACGGAACAACUACUAGACUAUUUAAGUGAAGGUCARCGAAUGAAGCAGCCACAGAAUUGUCCUCUUGAGAUGUAUGCUAUUAUGAGAGACUGCUGGAUGCAGUUUCCAGAACAGAGACCUGAGUUUUCGGCCAUUGCUGAGAGAUUAGGAAAGAUACUUGAAAGGAACGUCUCAGAGGACAACCCCUACAUUUAUUUGGAAAUGGAUGAACAAACAGGAGCAACAGAUUACUACCUUAACCCUUGUGAUGCUUUCAAUACUCAAGGAAGGCAAACAGCGGAUGGUUACGAGGAGGCUCUCCCCACUCCACGUCCAGACACAUCAAACAAAUAUGAUUCGCCAUUACCAGGUCUUCCACCAGAUUCUCCAGGAUAUGACGGUCCUACAGGACCCCUUCCCAGCAUCCCUCCGACUUAUGAAGAGGCUACAAAGAAACUGCUGCAGGAUGAACCAAGGAAACCCAGCCAGAGCAGUAAUGAAAGUGGUAUCGACAUCGAUGAAAAGGAAAAGGAGAGAGAAGAGAAUGAACCACUAAUAGUUCGUUUAGAAGAUGAAACUCGCUUUUCUCCAAAAGGGAAAGGAAAAUCGUCGCAAGAAUCAGCUGUUUAGCUUGUAGGACUUAGCCUGUUGCAUCAGCCACGAUUUUGCAGCCCCUCCGAGGAUUGUCCACAGGUGAAUAGAGGUCUCCUGAGACGUGGCAAUAGAGUAUCACGAAUAUUGAAAGAACUAUAUACCAUAGAACACUAUCCUUGGCAGAGACAAUGAUAGGAGACUGAGAAUACAUUAUAAUGCUUUACACAAUAUGGCAGCAGCUGCGUCUCUACACUGGGUAGAAACGUUUUCAAGAUAACAGUGCUUGAAGAGUUCUAAAGAUUGAACGUACUGUUUUGUCUCCAGUGGUGACAACAUGUAGCCUUAGAUCACUAUACUGAAAGAGAGUAGUGUUUCUUCUCUUCUAUAGUGCUUUCUGAGCACAACAACAGAACUAGAAGUGAAGAGAGAAAAAUUCGAAUGGGAUAAAAUCGUUUUAUCAUACAUUUAAGCAUUAGAAAUUUAUAACGACGUACCUUAUACCCCGUAUUUCGUGUGGGAGGCAAGUUUUAAAUCAUCUGUAAUAUACUAUAUAAUGGUGGUAAGACAAUACAAAUGAACCAGGACAAAUAUCAAAAAUUAUAAGCCGAUUAAUCAAUAUGUAUAGUUAGAUUGCGAAAUUUUUAGAGUUAUUUAUCAUUGUUACUUGUAACUGGUACAAGCGAGCUGUAAGUACUUUGCGCUAGUUCUAAACUCCACAGGUUUAAGGCUCGAGAAAACGAGAAAUAUUUGAUCACUCAACACUAUUGUUGGAUAAUCAAACCAAUUCAUGUCAUCCAUGGUAGCCAAACCGCUUUCAAGCGUCAUCCAACUACAUACCACUAUAUUUCAGCAUCAGACAAGGUGGCAAAUAGACAUAACUUUCUUUAACAUUAUAAAACAAUGUUUGAUGGUGUUGGAUCCAACAUUUCUCGCUUUUCUGGGACUUUACUAUCAAAUUGAAAUUAACUAAUAUUAAAAUGUUUGAAGCAACUGUUCCUAACAUUGAGAAUUCCUGGACUUGGCCACCUGUUCGCGUAUAGCAUGUGCCUACCUUGUUCAGGUGUGAUAGUGCACAUCUGUAUUUUGAAUUAAAUUAUUUCAUGUUUUCGUUUUAAACAAAUGUAAUGAGUAUUUUUCAUUUUAAUUUUGCAAAAUAUAUAGAAGUAGAGUUUCAUAAUAAAGAUUUCUUAUACAGCACGUAA
This is a messenger RNA of Exaiptasia diaphana, 5796 nucleotides long. RefSeq names its product fibroblast growth factor receptor 1. Bases 656 to 4630 code for a protein of 1324 amino acids. Gene Ontology annotation, cellular component: signaling receptor complex. Gene Ontology annotation, molecular function: transmembrane receptor protein tyrosine kinase activity; ATP binding. Lineage: Eukaryota; Metazoa; Cnidaria; Anthozoa; Actiniaria; Aiptasiidae. The record is from RefSeq and is a predicted model, not a curated record. Gene Ontology annotation, biological process: positive regulation of kinase activity; protein phosphorylation; cell surface receptor protein tyrosine kinase signaling pathway. The transcript is spliced from 14 exons.